GUUACACUGGAGGAACCGCCCGUGAAGGCGGAGCAAGGGGCAAUGAAAUGAACAAACACCAUAGAAACAUUGAGAUAGUCACAAUUUGCCAUAAGAGGCGACACUUGUAUUCUGCCUUGUACUAGCAAAGGAAUGUUAAGAUGAACCUCUUAAUAUAAAGAGUUGUUGUGUCGGUCCCGAAGCUCCUAUCGAUACUCUCAAUCCACACGAACAGGCAGCAUCACCAUCGAACAAGAAGUUUGUUGAAGCCAUUCACAUCAUUGAACUUUGUGAACAAGCUUCUCGCGACAAAGAACGUGACUCACAGCCUCAGCUCAAACCUUCAACCUAAACACUUAUAAAAAUCACCUUCCGCGACAUGCCACACGCAGCUUCUCCUUCAUCACCAAAAAUGUUCAGCCGCAUCAAGGAUAAAUUCUCAACCAAGAAGUCGCCUACCGAGAAUCACACACAUUUCGACAUGGGCAACUCAAACACAACCCCCAAGAACAACCCCUUCCUCGAUGUUCCCGAGGAGGCUCCUCCUGCUUAUGAGCCCACACAAAAGACGGUUCCUCUUCUCAAUGUUCCUCGACGGGGAGCUUCACCAGCGCCCAGUAUCUCAAGUAUUACCAGUGCCGAAGAUAAAUAUGCUUUCCUCUCUACUUUCGAUACCAUCUUCGUCAUUGACGACUCUGGAUCCAUGGCUGGUCGAUCAUGGAGAGAGGUUCGAGAGGCUCUGAGCACUAUUGCCCCGAUCUGUACAUCUCACGACCCCGACGGUAUUGACGUCUACUUCCUGAACCAUCGAUCAUCAGCCGUCGGAACCGGAGUACAAGCCCCCGGUGGAUAUUUCCAGAUCCGUGAUGCCAAUCAAGUCCAACAUCUCUUCGAGUCCGUCCGUCCCUGCGGAGCAACGCCAACAGGUUCUCGUCUUCACAGCAUUCUCAAGCCCUACGUCGCCCACCUUUCCCGCCGUGCGGCCAACGUUGACUCGACCAAGCCGGUCAACAUCAUCGUAAUCACGGACGGAUGUCCCACGGACGACCCAGAGAGUAUCAUUGUUCACCACGCCAAGAAGCUUGACCAGAUCGAGGCACCUCCUCAUCAGGUUGGUAUCCAGUUCUUCCAGGUUGGCAACGAGCUUGGUGCUACCAAGGCUCUCCGUGAGCUCGACGAUGAUCUCGCUGACCAGGGUAUUCGCGAUAUGGUUGAUACAGCAACUUGGAAUUCCACUACUUCGGAAAACAGUAAGGCUUUGACCGCAGAUGGAAUUCUCAAGGUUGUUCUUGGUGCUGUUGUGCGACGCCUGGAUCGCAAGUCUACUCGUGGCUCUCCCCAGGGCCGUCGUUACUAGGCAUUCACUUUGCAAUGGCUCCUGGUUCUCGGGGUCGAAAUUGCUUUCUUCUAUUGUAUUAUUAUUAUUAUGGUGGUAUUCUGCUCUUUAUUGAUACCCGGAGUUUAGGGCUUCCUAUAGAUAAGAUGACUAUCACAGGCCAACAGGACUGGGAUGACUCUCACGAGAACACCAGGUCACAAUUAGUUCGCUAGUUUAAUGCAUCAAAAUCAAUUAUUAC
Messenger RNA from Fusarium redolens, 1556 nucleotides. RefSeq lists its product as uncharacterized. The transcript has a single exon. Bases 359 to 1336 code for a protein of 325 amino acids. The record is from RefSeq and is a predicted model, not a curated record. Lineage: Eukaryota; Fungi; Ascomycota; Sordariomycetes; Hypocreales; Nectriaceae.